AUGGAAAACAAUCCACAGCCAACAUUACCCAGCAAGCAACAGAUUAGCCGGUCUUUGCAGGGCUCUAGUCCCGGACCAGACUCUGUGAGCACUUUUGGGCAGAAUGUUGCAGACCCCAACGCGAAGGGUAAUACCAUUGAACCAAAGCUAGCGCCCGCUGAGACAUACGGCAUCCUAGUUCUCUACGUCCCCAGCAAUUUCGAUGUUGCCAAUCAAGAAGGAGCCAUCAACGGUAUCAUCAAUAUUGAUAAAGGCUUCAUAGCCGGUCUUGAGAUCAAAUCAAUCGAGUGGCUGAUACCAGAAUGGACGAAGACAAAGCAGCAAGACGAGCUUGGCAGUAUACGUCUUGCAAGGGCUAAUCGCCCAGAAUACCAUCCCAAGCCUAGUUGUAACCUUGGAGAGCUUUCGAAACACACGGACGAUGUCCUAAGCCGCGAUUUCGCUGGCACUCGUCGGUCCUCGGUUGAAUACCUUAUUGAGGAAAUCGCAUGCAAAUUGAGAGGCAGAGGAGGUCGAGGCCAGGGCCUUCCUCCAGAUUUUCGUGAGAGCCCAGAAUCUAUUGAGCAGGAGUCCGUGCCGUUUCCGGGGAAACCGACCGGAAACAGUCGGGGUAGGAAUGGCAAAGCGCCUUUCGGUUCCGACCGGUACGGCGUUCAGGUUGCUGCUUGGGCUGGUUGUCUGAAGAUCAAGCAAGAGGUCCAAUCAGAUUGGGGAGGAGAUGGAUCUAUGCAAGGUCAGAACUUUGGCUGGGGCCAGGGUGGUGUGAUUACGAUGCAUCCAGAGUAA
Molecule: messenger RNA, 786 nt
Organism: Letharia lupina
Lineage: Eukaryota; Fungi; Ascomycota; Lecanoromycetes; Lecanorales; Parmeliaceae
Exons: 3
Coding region: 1-786 (261 amino acids)
Source: RefSeq, a predicted model, not a curated record